Brassica rapa (field mustard) is the source of this 3289-nucleotide messenger RNA. Its product is annotated as cyclin-A2-4. Gene Ontology annotation, biological process: mitotic cell cycle phase transition. Lineage: Eukaryota; Viridiplantae; Streptophyta; Magnoliopsida; Brassicales; Brassicaceae. The record is from RefSeq and is a predicted model, not a curated record. Gene Ontology annotation, molecular function: cyclin-dependent protein serine/threonine kinase regulator activity.
UUCAUGUAAUAUUAGAUUUGGUCAAAGCAACGUUGAGAAAAAUUAGCUUCAAGUUUUGUUUUGGGCGAAAUUCAAGUUUUUAUUACAGAGUGUUAUCUUCUAAUCAAAUACGACUAAACACGACAAAGUCCAAGUAUGCUUUUAAAGGGGAGCAAAUCCAAUAGGAACAAAAAGGCAUCUUUAAGUCAUACAAAAUACAUUUUAAAAUCGAAUGGACAAAUUAAAAUGAAUGGAUGAUCAUCCUUAGCAUGUGGUGUCCAAUAAUUAAGCUUCAGGGAAUAUUUAAAGAUCAAUCGAAACGUAAGAAAAGGUUAAAAAUGAGGACGGAUUCAGCUGUAACCUGCAUUUGGUCUUUGUUUUUAUCUUAAUAGUUAGUUAUUUUAUAAUUUUCUUAAGUUUAAACUUUAACCAUUAAAAAAAAAAAAGAAGUGGUGGAAUCUUUCUUCAAAUCUUCAAAAUUUGAACAGAGUUGGUAGUUUAAUACUACUACUUAUUUACCUCUAAACGAGAUUAUGUACUUUUUAUUUACCUUUGGAUGAAUAGACACGCUGAACAGCACGUUCCUUUACUUUAUUUUGUUUUGUAUAUAAUCUUGCUGGUAAAAUAAAAUAAAAUAAGAAAACAUUCGAAAACAACAACAUCUGCAUCAUAGUACUCUCAUUAAUUACAAGUUAAUGGAGAAAUUGAAAACGACACAAAACGCAAAAAAAAAAUGUGAAAGAAAGGUAAAAUGAGUAGUUAAUAACAUCAAAAUAAAAAAGGUUGUGGUCAAUCACAUUCUCCAAAUAGAAAAAAGUAAACACCUAAGGGCAUCUGCAUAUUCAUCACUAAACUCCAUAGAAGAGGUUCAUAAAGUAUUUUUUUAUUAUUAUUCUUUUUUGUUUGAUUUUUUUUUUUUAAAUUAAUUAAUUGAAUUAAUCGCGGACCGCCCCGUACCGUGGGGUCCGCACUACAGUGAUGAACCAAGUUCAGUGCAGUGAUCUCGCAGGAGACAGAUUCACUUCUUUGUUUAUUUUAAUAUUUUUUUUUUCGAAAACUGUGUGUACUCACCCGUUUAAUGGAGAUGCUCUGAUCAGUAAUAUAAAUCAAAAUUGUGCACAAUAAACUUAAGGUGUUUAGUUGUGUUCCUUUUUCCCUGAUUUGAUGGUCAAACAGUCAACGAGAUUAGUUAGAAGGACAAAAAAAACAUUUCUUUGUAGUAAUAAAGAAAGUUUAUUAUUUAAUUAAUAUCUUUAAACUCUCUAUUGUCUAUCCCGCUCACUUACACACAGGCAGUGAGUCCCUUUGCAUAAAAGCAAAUUGACUAAACAAUUACUCUCUCUGUCUCGCUCCCAUCUUCUUUGCUCCUCUUUCCCAAAGAAAAAAAGAAAAGAAAAGAAAAGAAAAGGGGUUUCCUUUUAUUUUUAUUUUUUUUGGGUGAAGAAUUUUACCUGGAGCAGAAUCUCUAGUGCUGCUGAGAAGACCCCCAAAAACCUCAAGAAAACAGUUUGGUUUCCAUCAUAAUGAAGGAGAUAGCUGUUUCCGGGAACACAGUUCCUCUCCAUGCUCGCCCUGUAACUCGUGCCCUUGCCUCUGCUCUGCGUGCGUCUAAGUUGUUGAUUACAUCUUCUUCACCCAACCAGGGAAGGGUUCUGAGAGCAAACAGCAAAAGAAGAGCCUUUGAUGAUGAUAAGAAGAAUGCCAGUCCACCUAAGAAGAAGAAGAAGCGAGCUCUUCUUAAAGACAUCACAAAUGUUACCUCCCAUAAUAAUUCUUAUACUACAAGCUGCUUCAGUGCAGCUAAACUUCAGGUUGUUGUUCAUAUACACAAUACAAUGCUUCUUCUUAAAAUUGUCAAGAAACAUGUUUGUUGCUUACAAGUGUCCCAUUUUUUUUUAAAGGUGCAGAUAAAGAAGGGAAGGGCAUGUUCUUCCAAGGUGGCAUCAUCUUCUGCUACUUCACAAGUUACAGAUGAUGUAAAGUUACAAGUUGUGUCAGAUUCAGAAGGAGUAAGCUUGUCUGGCUGUACAGGCACAAACGAAGCAUCUUCUAGCUCAAAGCCGAGUUCCAGGUUGCCUCCAAGACCCCUUGGGAGAUUAACUUCUACAGUUGAGAGAAGUUGUGUUGGAGGAAGUUCCACUGUGGCAAGUAUCCCCAAAUUCAUUGACAUUGAUUCAGAUGUUAAAGAUCCUCUUCUCUGUAGCCUAUAUGCACCUGAUAUCCACUACAACCUGCGUGUUUCUGAGCUUAAACGCAGACCAUGUCCUGAUUUUAUGGGGAGAACACAAAGAGAUGUGACUCAGACAAUGCGUGGAGUCCUGGUUGAUUGGCUUGUUGAGGUCUCAGAGGAAUACACACUUGCAUCUGACACUCUCUACCUCACAGUGUAUCUCAUAGACUGGUUUCUACAUGGGAACUGCAUGGAAAGACAAAGACUUCAAUUGCUGGGCAUCACUUGUAUGCUCAUUGCUUCAAAGUACGAGGAAAUCUAUGCGCCACGCAUUGAAGAGUUCUGCUUCAUCACGGAUAACACUUACACAAGAGAUGAGGUCCUGGAAAUGGAGAGCCAAGUACUGAAGCAUUUCAGCUUUCAAAUAUACACUCCCACUUCUAAAACAUUCCUCAGGAGAUUUCUCCGAGCAGCUCAACCUUCUCACCUGAUGAUGCCAAGUGUGGAAAUGGAGUUUCUGGCGAAUUAUCUGACGGAAUUGACGUUAAUAGAGUGUCAGUUCUUGAAGUACCUACCUUCGGUUAUAGCUGCAUCGGCUGUUUUUCUAGCCAAGUGGACAAUGAACCAAUCAAGCCACCCUUGGAAUGCAACACUUGAGCAUUACACAACGUAUAAAGCCUCGGAUCUCAAAGAAUGUGUUCAGGCCUUGCAAGAUCUGCAGCUCAACACCAAAGGAUGUCCCUUAAACUCCAUACGCAUCAAGUACAGGCAAGACAUGUUCAAAUGCGUGGCGGUGUUCACAUCUCCAAAGGUACCUGAGAGGCUAUUCUGAAAAAGAGACUCGGUUCAUCUCCUAACCGAUAUAACACGUACGUCAAGUCAACGUCUCUCUGUAACAUUUGUGAUGGUCCGGUUCGGCCUCAUUCAUUUGCUCUCUCUCUCAAAUAAAAAGAGUUAGUAAUUUUUCCAAGGUCUCACAUUUAUACCAAAAAGAGUAACAGGUACAUUCCGGUUCAGUGUAGACUUGUUUUUGUUCUGGUCCGUAUUACACGAGAGUUUAAUUUUAAAAAUUGUAAAAGUCGGAUCGGAUGUACAUUUCUUUUUGGCUCAUCAUCAGGCAAUUUCUGCUCCGGGAUAAUA